AUGCAUCUCUGCCGAAGCCGCCCUGUUCUGGCGGCCCCUGCACCCGCUCAGUCUGGUUUGCCUCUCGAUUCCAUCCACAGUGGCAGAUCGGCUGGUGAUGGCCAUCGCAUCAGCCAAUGCUCCCAGCUCGUUGCCCGCGCCAAAAGAAGCGAGAAAACCGGCCCCGAGCGUCAUGCAUCCUUUACUCUCUGGGCUCCCGUACGCCCUGCAUAUGCAUGCGCCAGCGCUACGCAGCACUCUUGGUGGCACCGCCUAGAGCGAGCCACGAACCUUUGCUUUUUCUGCUUCUCCAGCCCUGCAUCCGCCGCUGCAGCCGGGAAAUUGGCCCAACAGCCACGCGCCAUGGCAGAUGCCCACCCGUCGAUUGGAUUGGGUCCUGGCAUCCCUGGCUGUGUCCGCGAUGCCGGGCUUGAUUUGACUUUGGGACCGCUCGCUGCGUGCCACGGUCCGGAGGCCAGGCCCAGAACCGCAAGCACUAACAGACGUGGCCGAAUGCUGUGCCGAUCGAGCUGGAGUUGUCCGCAUGCAGGCGUGGACGAAGCAGCAAGACGAAGCUAUUGGGCCGGGAUGGGGAAAGGCAGGAAAAGGCAAAAAACAAAAGAGCCGCUCUUUGCUUCUCCGGACACCUCCCUCCUCUCUUCUCGCUUGGUGACAUUGAAGCCCGCAUGUCUCACUUGA
Messenger RNA from Trichoderma asperellum CBS 433.97, 678 nucleotides. NCBI's taxonomy places the organism in Eukaryota, Fungi, Ascomycota, Sordariomycetes, Hypocreales, Hypocreaceae. The record is from RefSeq and is a predicted model, not a curated record.